Messenger RNA from Phyllotreta striolata, 632 nucleotides. NCBI's taxonomy places the organism in Eukaryota, Metazoa, Arthropoda, Insecta, Coleoptera, Chrysomelidae. The record is from the annotation of a GenBank genome assembly.
AAUAAAGCAAGGUUAUAUUUUAUAUUUCUUGAGAAUUCCAGAUACUGUUUGAAUCAAUUGGUGUUAUUCUGAAGAAAUGGGAAAGUUAAGUUUACAAAUUAAAGCCACCCUGGAAGGUCUUGAAGAAUUAUAUACAAAUUCUCCAGAAUACCAUUAUUCGUUAAAAAUAAAGUGCUCGAACUGUGGCGAGGAAUCGGGUAAAUGGCACGAUGUCUCUGAAGCAGUUACAUUCCCUGGAAAAACUGGAAAGUCGGAAAAUAACUUCGUCAUUAAAUGCAAACUGUGUGGACGAGAAAACAGUUUAGACAUAAUUCCUGGAAGUAACGGAAAAUACACUAAUGAAGAUUCGGGCAAAUAUAAAACAAUCAUAACAUUCGACUGUAGGGGGAUCGAACCUACUGAAUUUACCCCAGGCGAAGGAUGGAUUGCGAAAGUGGAAGAAAGCGGGAAAGUUUUCGAUAAUGUUGAUUUAACCGAAAAAGAAUGGGUCGAAUACGACGAGAGAAGCUCACAAUCUGUAGGUGUCUAUGAAUUUGAAUCUAAAUUUAUCAUUUCUAAGUAAUCAUAUUGAGUAGAGUUCACUUUAUAAAUAAUAUGUUACAGAGAAAAAGGAGAGGGUAAUGUUGCAGUUU